CAGCUGGGCAGGCCCACAAAGGCAAUUGUUCACCUGGGGUCCAUCUAGCGCACCUGGAAAUGGGAUUCCCUCCAUUCCACCCUCGGCACCUGGAUUGAUCUACCCCUGGACGACGCCUCUUGCCCCCCUCUCUCACGGCGUAGCCCCCUCCUCCCCUUCCCUGGAGCCCACUCCAUCGCUGCGACUGGGUUGAGGGCUUCUUGUACCCCUGAAAGGAGCCUCCAUGCCACUCUUAAACAACAAGGUGGCCAACGAUGAGAACAUCGGCUUAUCCAAACCUGUGAACGAGGCGAAGGCCCUUGUGGAUGCACUCAGCAAGGUGGUGGCGUGCUACCGGCACCUGGCCUCAUGCGUGGGGGGGUGCACGGACGGCGUACACCUACGGGACGAACUGCGCCGAACACGGGAGCGAGCACAGGAGCUGGCUCUGGCCAAUCGGCAGCGCCUGACCACCAGCCUGCGGGACAGGACCCUGCCCAAGGAAGAGCGGCAGGAGAUGGAAUACCUGUGGGUGGCCUUCUCCUUCAGCCUGGAGCUCCUCCAUGCCGACAUGUGCAAAGUCUUUGAAAUGGGCCAAAGCUUCUCUCUGUCCAACAAGACCACCGCCUUUGUGCAAACCGGCAUUCAAGGGAAGACUACAGAGGUGGCUGCCCGGGCCUUGAGCCUGCCAGACCUGAACCACGAUGAGACACCGCCUAGUGUGGAGCGGCUGGAGCAGAGUGCUCUGGAGGUGGAGAUUGCCCGAGUGGACCAGAUGAUUGAGGACAUGGAGCUGAAGGUUAAUGUGCUGCGCUGGACGGUGGAGGCCCGGGGGCCACAGUACGCCGACCCCGUCAGUACUGACAGUGCCUCUCUGGCCCUACUCGCCAUGGACGAGCAAGAGCCGGACCGUUGCUGUGACCGAAGCCAAAUCUUUGUGAUCAUGAUGCUGUGUGGGGUAGCCACCCUGGCUAUUGUGUUGUCUGUCUGCGUAGUUUUCUUAGCUUGA
Molecule: messenger RNA, 988 nt
Organism: Anguilla anguilla (European eel)
Lineage: Eukaryota; Metazoa; Chordata; Actinopteri; Anguilliformes; Anguillidae
Gene: rgs9bp
Product: regulator of G protein signaling 9 binding protein
Exons: 3
Coding region: 224-988 (254 amino acids)
Biological process (GO): G protein-coupled receptor signaling pathway
Cellular component (GO): neuron projection
Source: RefSeq, a predicted model, not a curated record